Molecule: messenger RNA, 3162 nt
Organism: Electrophorus electricus (electric eel)
Lineage: Eukaryota; Metazoa; Chordata; Actinopteri; Gymnotiformes; Gymnotidae
Gene: rhot1b
Product: ras homolog family member T1
Biological process (GO): mitochondrion organization
Cellular component (GO): mitochondrial outer membrane
Molecular function (GO): calcium ion binding; GTP binding; GTPase activity
Source: RefSeq, a predicted model, not a curated record
GUCGAUGGGCAGGUCAACUGCACGGGUGAAGGGAGCGUCCUGAGACUAAAGUGUGCAGGACACACGGACGGGCAGACGAAUAACUGUAACCGUGUUUGUCCGACAUCAUCUGUUAGAAUAUUACAGUAAUAUAUUUGGAUCACGAAGGACAAAUGGCUCCAUGCAUCAGUGAAAGGGAGGCGAUCAAUUUAGGUCACCUUUGAGCGCCGCGAGGACCGUCGGAAUUAUGAUGCGCCUUCCUGAUAGCUCACUAUUAUCACUACUAUCACGCUAAUUGCAUGACAGGUUAAAUGUGCCUCGUUCGCAGAUUUCUAAUAUCCGACAUCAGAACCGGGAAAGAUGCGGAAGGACGUCAGGAUUUUACUUGUAGGAGAACCCAAAGUAGGGAAGACAUCCCUGAUCAUGUCUCUGGUCAGUGAGGAGUUCCCAGAUGUGGUUCCAUACAAGGUUGAGGAGAUAACCAUACCUGCCGACGUCACCCCAGAGAGAGUUCCAACACACAUAGUUGACUACUCAGAGGCAGAACAGACAGAUGAACAGCUGUACCAGGAGAUAUCGAAGGCUAGCGUCAUAUGCAUAGUAUACUCUGUCAACAACAAGAAGUCAAUUGAAAAGGUGACCAGCCACUGGAUUCCUCUCAUCAACGAGAGGACGGAUAAGGACAGCAGGGUGCCGUUGAUCUUGGUGGGUAAUAAGUCCGACCUGGUGGAGCACAGUUGCAUGGACACCAUCCUGCCCAUCAUGAACAAGUACAUAGAGAUCGAGACUUGUGUGGAGUGCUCAGCGAAGAGCCUAAAGAACAUCUCUGAGCUGUUCUACUACGCGCAGAAAGCUGUCCUCCACCCCACAGGGCCACUGUACUGCCUCGAUCAGAAAGAGAUGAAGCCGUCUUGUAUAAAAGCUCUCAAACGCAUCUUCAAAGUGUCUGAUUUGGACAAUGAUGGAAUUCUCAAUGAUAAUGAGCUCAACUUCUUCCAGAGAGUGUGUUUCAACACGCCACUCGCCCCACAGGCUCUGGAGGAUGUGAAAAACGUAGUGAGGAAGAACAUAGCAGAUGGAGUGUGUGAGGAGGGCCUUACGUUACAGGGAUUCCUUUUUCUACAUACGCUUUUCAUCCAAAGGGGACGGCAUGAGACCACGUGGGCAGUCCUUCGUUGCUUUGGCUAUGAUGAUGCCCUGGAACUACAUCAAGACUACCUCUUCCCCCCUUUAAAGAUACCUCCAGAAUGCAGCACAGAGCUGAACCACAACGCGUCGCUCUUCUUGCAGGCUGUCUUCGAAAAACACGACAAGGACAGAGACUGUGCUUUGUCCCCGGAAGAGCUGAAGGACCUGUUUGAUGUAUUUCCCUACAUGCCAUGGGGCCCGGACGUUAACAACACUGUCUGCACCAACGAGUUGGGGUGGAUCACCUACCAGGGGUUCCUUUCCCAGUGGAUGCUGACUACAUACCUAGAUGUUCAGAGGUGCCUGGAGUACCUGGGUUACCUUGGUUACUCCAUUGUGGCAGAGCAGGAGUCCCAGGCUGCUGCCAUUACAGUAACACGUACUAAGGCUCAGGACCUGCAGAAGAGGCAGACCCAGCGCAGUGUUUUCCUCUGUAACGUGUUUGGAGGCCCCAGCAGUGGCAAAAGUGGCUUCUUACAGGCCUUGCUUGGCCGCAACCUCAUGUGUCAGAAGACUAUUAGAGAGGAACACAAGUCCUACUAUGCCAUCAGUACUGCCCAUGUGUAUGGCCAGGAGAAAUACCUGCUGCUCCACGAAAUCUUCUCGGACUUUGAUCUCCUGUCAGAAUCUGAUCUGUCCUGUGAUGUUGCGUGCCUGAUCUAUGAUGUCAGCAACCCCUGCUCCUUUGAGUACUGUGCUCAGGUCUUUAAGCAGUGCUUCCAGGACGGCGUGGUGCCGUGCAUGGUGGUGGCGGCCAAAGCCGACCAACCCGAGGAGGCGCAGCAGUACUGCGUGAGCCCGCCGGAGUUCUGCCGCACCCACAAGAUGCCACCCCCUCAGGCCUUUACCUGCAACACGGCGGGACCCCCUGCCAAAGACGUCUUCGUCAAGCUCGCAACCAUGGCGACUUACCCUCAUGCACGUCUCCGCUGCAUGUGCACCUGUAACAGGUGCACCUUCUGUCUCUGUCAGAACUUCCUGAACUCGGAGCUCCUGCACACGGUCAAAGCUAAACUCCACACUGCCAUCUUCAGCAGGCAUAUGGCCCACGUAGACCUGACAAACUCUGCUCUCUGGCUGAGGGCCAGUGUCGGGGCUGCCCUGUUUGCUGUGUUAGGCUUCACUGUGUACCGUCUGCUGCUCAGAGCCCGAUGAUCCACCAUCAACACUUUCACAUAUAUUUUAGACACUCCUGCUUACACACACACACUCUGGCUACCUCCUGGUGUCUCAACUCAUUUAUUCACUCAGUUUCUCUCUCACCUUUCAUGUGUUGAUUUAGUAUAAAUGUGACCAUGUUGGCUUUUGUAUUGAACACACCCACAUCAUGCCAAUAUUUGUUUUUUUUUAAUUUAUUCAUUUUUUGAAUGGGGUAUUAAGAGGAAAUGCACACACAAGAAUGAAACUUUAACAAAAUGAACUGUGUAAAUAUGAUCUUGUAAAUAAAGGCUGUUUAUUGUUUCAAUGUGAAACUGCAGGAGAGGGGAACAUUGGAUUUCCUAGUAGUAAGUUUAGGGUUGGCCCAAAGACAAAUCAGUCAGCAGUGACGUUGGCCUUUUUGGCCUACCCCGCCCAUACUGAUGCUAUAAUGACCAAAGCAAUGAGAAAGGAGAGCGGCAUCAAGAUUUGCUGAUCUACAAGCUGUUAGCCAGUGGCUACUGCUUUUCUAUAAAAUAUGCAUGUUGUAGAACUCGCGGUGAGAACGCAGCCCUCUUGGAUCUGGACGUUUACAGCUCCCAGACGUCUUAGUAGCCUGGUGGGUGGUUGUUGUGCUGUGCAGCCCCUGAGUCUGUCUGGGAAUGUGUGCAUGCUUCAGGGGUAUCCUGGGUGCCCCUGGUAUCCUGAUAGUGAAGAAGGCAGUGGGCUGGAGAAGCCCUGAGGCAAUGCUCUGUGCACCUAUACAAUAAUGUCAUUCCCUCAUUACUAGGCUUGUUUCUUUACAUCCAGCCCAAAGUUUGAAAUAAAAAGAUCCCCUGGAGCAUAUGGUAAACGUCA